Phyllotreta striolata is the source of this 1968-nucleotide messenger RNA. The record is from the annotation of a GenBank genome assembly. NCBI's taxonomy places the organism in Eukaryota, Metazoa, Arthropoda, Insecta, Coleoptera, Chrysomelidae.
AGGACUAACGAACCCACCAAACGACACACGCAUAGCAAUGAAUCCGCGGCCUACGAUAACGAAAAUUUUAAUGGUUCAACAGUCACCAUUGCACCAGAAGAAAAGAAUUACAGCAACAAUUAUUUAGUUAUAGAAGAAGAUGCUCACAAAUCUUCCCUAAUUUAUACCGUUAAACGAAUCGUAUCGAGCGCGAAAAACAGAAUAAAAAAAGGAUGUACGAAGAAAGUUCUACACAAACGGCUGCCGAUCUUGAAUUGGCUGCCCAAGUACAAUGCAUCCUGGGCGAUCGGGGAUUUCAUCGCCGGCAUUACCGUCGGACUGACGUUGAUACCGCAGGGGUUGGCCUAUUACACCAUUAUAGGUUUACCACCGGAAUACGGCUUGUACAGCUCCUUCUUGGGUUCCUUCGUGUACAUAUUUUUCGGAAGCUGCAAAGACGUCCCGUACGGCCCUUCGGCUCUAAACGCCCUGCUGGCCGCCCAGUCGAUAAAAGGCAAAGGCCCCGAGCACGCGAUUUUGCUCUGCUUUCUAUGCGGCCUUAUCCAAAUUAUAAUGGGCCUAGUUGGUCUGGGCUUUAUAAUCGACUUUGUGUCCGGGCCUGUGUCGUCCGGUUUCACGUCAGCUGCGGCAUUAAUAAUCGUCACGUCCCAAGUGAAAGAUAUCUUAGGCAUAAGGCCUAAGGGCAGUACUUUUGUGGAGACUUGGACGAGUAUCAUUCACGAAUUUCCUAACACUCGAACGUGGGACGCUGUGAUGGGAUUUUCCUGUAUUUUCUUACUCAUUGUUAUGAAGAUAAUAGGCGCCCAGAAGGUGGGCACAGCAAAUGAGAAACCUUCCACUUACCAAAAAAUAUUGAACAAUGUACUAUGGACGAUCGGAACAGGUCGCAAUGCAAUACUAGUGGUAAUUUGCGGGUGUAUAGGAUAUAUUUACUGCGACAAAGGAGACUCUCCGUUUCUUAUAAUCGGAGACAUUCCCCAAGGUUUGCCCGAAAUCAAACCGCCGCCUUUCGGCUACGAAACCCACGUAAACGGCACCACCACCUACGUUUCCUUUUUCGAAAUGGUCUACAACUUAGGCAGCGGCAUCAUCAUCGUCCCAAUCGUCGGGAUAUUAGAGAACAUAGCGCUCUGUAAAGCUUUCGCGAAAGGUAAACCCGUGGACGCCACGCAAGAGCUGAUAGCCAUCGGUUUGUGCAACGUCGGCAACUCCUUCGUGCAAGGAUACGCGGGCACCGGCGCCCUGGGGCGCGGCGCCGUGAACAACGCCAGCGGCGUCAGGACCCCCUUCGGAGGUCUCUACACGGGGUUGCUCGUUAUAGCGGCUCUCUUGUUCUUCACUCCCUAUUUCUACUACAUACCUAACGCCGUCCUGGGCGCGGUCAUUAUAGCGGCUACAGUUUUUAUGGUGGAAGUUAAGGUGAUCAAACCUUUAUGGAGGACGAAAAAAAGUUGUUUUAUUAUAUUCAUAGUGACGUUUGUAUCCUGCCUCGUUCUGCGAUUGGAAAUUGGCAUUUUGAUUGGAAUUGGUAUAAACAUUUUGCUGAUACUGUAUCAUUCUGCUAGGCCAAAGAUUUCAGUAGAAAAACUAAAAACGAAUGGUGGGAUAGAGUACCUCCUCCUGGCGCCGGAUAGAUGCCUGAUAUUCCCAUCGGUGGAGUACGUGAGGAAUUUGGUGACGAAGCACAGCAUCAGGCAGAGUGUGCCGGUGGUGCUGGAUUGUUCGCACAUCUACGGCGCCGAUUUCACCGCCGCCACGGUCGUGGAGACUCUGAUAAAGGACUUUGCGACGAGGGACCAGAUACUGUUCUUCUACAACCUCAAACCGUCGGUGUGCUCGGUGUUCGAGGGAUUGUCGCCGAAGGGGUUCGUGGUUUAUUACAAUCCCGACGAUCUGGACGAGUUGCUUGUUAAGUAUAUUAAAGGGGAAAAUGUGAAGAGAAAACCCGCAGUUAUCUGCACUUAUUAG